This is a messenger RNA of Perca flavescens (yellow perch), 2445 nucleotides long. It is a transcript of the gene tmem120b, whose product is annotated as transmembrane protein 120B. The transcript has 12 exons. The record is from RefSeq and is a predicted model, not a curated record. The coding region runs from base 202 to 1218 and encodes 338 amino acids. Lineage: Eukaryota; Metazoa; Chordata; Actinopteri; Perciformes; Percidae. Gene Ontology annotation, biological process: fat cell differentiation. Gene Ontology annotation, cellular component: membrane.
UAUUAUUUUUAAAUGUUAUUAUAGUGUCUUCAAGUUCCAACAGUGUCGUUUGUCGAUGUGCGCAUGCUCUCUGCAGCCCAGUUAAAGUGGACAGCCAGACAAGAGAGAGAGAGUGUGUGUGAGAGAGAGAGAAGAUACUCUAGCUAUAUACUCGGGUAAAGCUUGUGAAGUCGUCUUUGCUACAUCAGCCACUCUACCAUAAUGUCCAAACCAAAGUUUCAGACGGAGUGGGAGGAAAUUGACGAGGAAUAUCAACAAUUACAGGAAACUCACAAAAUAUACAGACAGAAACUUGAGGAGCUCACCACUCUUCAGACAACAUGCAGCAGCGCCAUCAGUAAACAGAGAAAAUGCCUGAAAGACCUAAGGCGCAGCUUGACCAAGUGUUCACAAACAUGUGACAAGAAAGAAUUGGAACUAAUAAAAGACAUCAAAACACAAAUUAAAGAUAAAGAAAAUGUGUUCUUUGAUAUGGAAGCGUAUUUGCCAAAGAAAAACGGGUUGUACCUAAAUUUGGUCCUGGGCAAUGUGAACGUAACGCUUCUUAGCAACCAGGCCAAAUUUGCCUACAAAGAUGAAUAUGAGAAGUUCAAGCUUUACAUGACCAUAAUCCUGAUGUUUGGAGCAAUAACCUGCCUAUUCUUUCUCAACUGUCGAGUCACUGAUGAAAUCUUCAACUUUCUGCUGGUGUGGUACUACUGCACAUUGACCAUAAGGGAAAGCAUCCUCAUGAGCAAUGGCUCCAGGAUCAAAGGUUGGUGGGUGUCUCACCAUUAUGUAUCCACCUUCCUGUCAGGAGUGAUGCUCACCUGGCCAGAGGGGCCCAUGUAUCAGAUGUUCAGAAGCCAGUUCCUCGCUUUCUCCAUCUACCAGAGCUUUGUUCAGUUCCUGCAGUAUUACUACCAGAGUGGCUGCUUAUACAGGCUGCGAGCUUUGGGAGAGAGAAAUCAGCUGGACCUCACAGUGGAGGGAUUUCAGUCCUGGAUGUGGAGAGGCCUAACUUUUCUUUUACCAUUCCUCUUUUUUGGCCAUUUUUGGCAGCUCUACAACUCUGUGACCCUGUUUCGUUUGGGAGGACGUGAGGACUGUAAGGAGUGGCAGGUAUUUAUGCUGGCACUGACAUUUCUCAUCCUAUUCCUGGGAAAUUUUCUCACUACCGUAAAAGUCGUCCAUCAAAAGGUUCAGAAAAAACAGGAAAAGGUGCAAAAAAAUGACUGAGACAAAAAAACUCCUUGGAUUCUAACACACGGCCAGUAAUUUUAAAGCAACACGCACAAUCGCUUGAUAGACUGACCUACGCUACAGUCAGGCCGGGAGAAGACAAAGCUGAAACCACUGGUUCUCUCAGGCUUUGAUGGCAGCAGUGUCCAGCCAAAGUAUCUGGCCAACAGGCUUCUGCUUUCAAAUGACUUGUCGUCGAUGUUGCUGCACAGUCAGUCUCAACGCAGUGUUGUUCACCUGAUAGACGGAACAGUCUGUCGCUAUAUUCUGUACAUAAAAAGUGAGAGGGAAGAAUGUGUUUUUAUUUGGGUGUUUUUGUGUCAGCGCAUGAAUCUGUCAGAGAGCCUUUUGUUCAAAUCAUAUGCAACUUAAAAGAGGACAGGUAGCAUCGAUCAACCGAACAGAAUAUAGUUUGCCUUUAAAGACCUAACGUCUGUCAUGUUCUUGAUACUUCUGUGAAGUAGCGCUGGGCCAAAUGUCUCUGGCUUGAACAAAAUUGGACAUGUUCAGCUUGGAACUGCGCUUCAUUUCUUGAAUUAUCUAACUUUUUAUGUGUAGUUCUUAACUCCUCUUGUGCUAUUUCACUGCUAACCAGUAUUUUUUUUUUUUACUAAGACUUUUGGGUCGACAACUUUAAAAAAACAUAAACCUGAUACUUGACUGUCCUACAUUUUAAGAUUUGUUUUCUUCCUUUUGGUGUCUUUUUCAGAGUCAGUUGUGGCUCUGUUUUUUGCUGUUUUCCUAGUUCCUCAAAAAAAAAAAGUAAGGACUACAAGGGAAGGCUACACUGUUUCUCCCCUUAGGCAGUGGUCACAAAAGCCAUAACUUCUUUUUUUUUUUUAUGAUCUAAUGCUCAAACUUGGUUCGGUCACAUGAACACAGACAUAACAAUUUGUAAUGUCCUCAAAGGAUUAAAGGGGGUUUUCGUGGGAACUCGGCCCUAACUUUUACACUUUUAUGUUCUCGUUAACAUAAUGCUCACAAGUUGUAAUGUUUAUCAUGUUUCACUUAAGAUCUAACUCUUCCUUCAAGCCUAUUGAACAUUUUAUCACAAAGACAUGCACAGAGGUGUAUCAUUACUGUGCUGAAACAACAUGCUGGUAGUUCCUCCUUGUUAUGUGAUGUUGCAGAAAUGUAUUCUGACCAAAUGCUGCUAUUAGUAUUAGCACUGGUACUGUAAGACUAAGGUCCAGAAUGAUGAUUAAAAAUGUGCUGGAUUAUUGU